GUGAACCAUGUAAAUUGCGGUUUGGUUUCUUCUAUUUCAUAGCCUCUGUUUGAUUUGGUCUUCGUAAGAUAAUAAUAAUACAUGGAGGAAUCGUUUGUGCCUUUUCGCGGAAUCAAGAAUGAUCUUCAAGGGAGGUUGUUGUGCUACAAGCAAGAUUGGACCAGUGGGUUACGCUCCGGCAUUGGGAUUUUGGCUCCCACAACUUACAUAUUUUUCGCAUCUGCUAUCCCUGUCAUAUCAUUUGGGGAGCAAUUGGAAAGAAACACUGAUGGAGUUAUUACAGCAGUUCAAACACUGGCAUCCACGGCGAUCUGCGGGAUUGUACAUUCGGUCAUAGGGGGCCAGCCGCUGUUGAUUCUCGGGGUAGCGGAACCGACCGUGCUCAUGUACACAUUCAUGUUUAACUUUGUUAAGGAUCGAGCAGAGUUGGGACCAAAGUUGUUCUUAGCAUGGACUGGGUGGGUAUCGGUGUGGACUGCCUUCUUGUUGUUUUUACUCGCCGUCCUUGGCGCCUGUUCUAUUAUUAAUAGAUUUACUCGUAUAGCCGGUGAGCUCUUUGGGCUACUUAUUGCAAUGCUUUUCAUGCAACAGGCUAUUAAAGGUCUCGUCGAUGAAUUCAAAAUACCUGAAAGAGAGAAUCCGAAAGCACUAGAAUUCGUUCCAUCCUGGAGAUUUGGCAAUGGAAUGUUUGCGCUAGUUCUGUCAUUUGGCCUUUUAAUUACUGCACUAAGAAGUAGAAAAGCAAGGUCUUGGAGAUACGGAGCUGGCUGGCUUCGAGGCUUCAUUGCAGACUAUGGGGUGCCACUAAUGGUUCUAGUAUGGACCGGGGUUUCUUAUAUACCGUCUUCUAGCGUUCCUAAAGGUAUUCCUCGGCGCCUUUUCAGCCCAAAUCCUUGGUCACCAGGUGCAUAUUCUAAUUGGACAGUCAUCAAGGAAAUGUUGGAUGUGCCGAUUCUAUACAUAGUUGGAGCUUUCAUUCCAGCUACAAUGAUCGCGGUCCUUUACUAUUUUGACCAUAGUGUGGCCUCUCAGCUUGCUCAGCAGAAGGAAUUCAAUCUGAGAAAACCUCCAUCCUUUCACUAUGACUUGCUUCUUCUAGGCUGUUUGACUCUAUUAUGUGGCCUCCUCGGGAUUCCCCCAUCGAAUGGUGUUAUUCCACAAUCUCCAAUGCAUACAAAGAGUUUGGCUACUCUUAAGCAUCAGCUGCUCCGUAAUCGAUUAGUAGGUACUGCACGUGAAAGUAUGAGUCAGAAUUCAAGCUUGAGCAAACUGUAUGGAGAUAUGCAAGAAACUUAUCAGCAAAUGCAAACUCCAUUGAUCUACCAAGAGCCAUCAGCCCGAAGAUUAAAGGAGCUCAAAGACUCCACAAUUCAGCUGGCAUCUAGCCUUGGAAACAUCGAUGCACCAGUUGACGAGUCAGUAUUUGACGUAGAGAAGGAAAUUGACGAUCUUUUACCUGUCGAGGUUAAAGAGCAGCGUCUCAGUAACUUAUUGCAGUCUUUGAUGGUUGGAGGUUGUGUCGCAGCAAUGCCUAUUCUCAAAAUGAUCCCAACUUCUGUACUUUGGGGCUAUUUCGCCUUCAUGGCUAUCGAAAGUUUGCCUGGCAACCAAUUUUGGGAGAGAAUUCUACUCUUCUUCACUGCUCCAAGCAAAAGAUAUAAGGUGCUUGAAGAGUAUCAUGCAACAUUUGUGGAAACUGUGCCUUUCAAGACAAUUGCUUAUUUUACGCUUUUCCAGACUGUUUAUUUGUUGCUAUGCUUUGGAAUAACUUGGAUUCCUAUUGCUGGAGUUCUGUUUCCUCUCAUGAUCAUGCUUCUAGUUCCUGUGAGGCAAUAUUUCCUACCGAAACUUUUCAAAGGAGCUCAUCUUACAGAUUUAGAUGCGGCAGAAUAUGAAGAAUCACCGGCAUUGCCAUUCAAUUUAGUAACAGAGAUCGAGUCUGGGAUGAUACAUUCAUUUGCUCAGACCAGAGAUCUUCUAGAUGAGAUGGUAACAAGAAGUCGUGGUGAGAUCAAGCAUAUAAAUAGUCCCAAACUUACUAGUUCUAAUGGCACACCAGCCUCGGAUUUAAAGGGACUGCAUAGCCCUCGAAUGAGUGAAUUGAGGCAGAUAGCAAGUCCUCGUUUUGGGGCAAUAUCGCCUUUCAGUCCAAGGAAUGGAGAAGCAAGGCCAUCUAAAUUGGGGGAGGGUGUUCGAGGUUCAACUUCAAAGCAGUAAGGAAAAAGAAAACUAUGCGUUCUUGCCGCUUUGGUUGGAUCCUUUGUUGUUAACGUCCAUGAAGUGAAGAUAUAUGUUGGUUUUGGUUUCUGUUAUCAUGUAAAAUCUUGAGCCUUCUAGUUUUCAUUGUAAUAUUGGAAUCACAUGAAAAUAGAGUUAGCAGUGGCGAUGCUAUUAUUUGUCUUAGCAUUUGUAUUCUUUUACUUGUAUGCAUAAUGAAAUACUAUCAAUUUCCUUGUUGCUGCUUAA
Messenger RNA from Asparagus officinalis (garden asparagus), 2466 nucleotides. RefSeq names its product boron transporter 1-like. Bases 82 to 2217 code for a protein of 711 amino acids. The transcript has 12 exons. NCBI's taxonomy places the organism in Eukaryota, Viridiplantae, Streptophyta, Magnoliopsida, Asparagales, Asparagaceae. The record is from RefSeq and is a predicted model, not a curated record. Gene Ontology annotation, biological process: transmembrane transport; monoatomic ion homeostasis; monoatomic anion transport. Gene Ontology annotation, cellular component: plasma membrane. Gene Ontology annotation, molecular function: solute:inorganic anion antiporter activity.